This is a messenger RNA of Fulvia fulva, 837 nucleotides long. RefSeq lists its product as uncharacterized. The record is from RefSeq and is a predicted model, not a curated record. The transcript has a single exon. NCBI's taxonomy places the organism in Eukaryota, Fungi, Ascomycota, Dothideomycetes, Mycosphaerellales, Mycosphaerellaceae. The coding region runs from base 1 to 837 and encodes 278 amino acids.
AUGUCAGAACUCGGCGUAAUCAUCCGCGACCUCGACUCCUACAUCACCACCUUCACAACCCCCUUCUACCGCUUCGCUCCCUUCGGCUACAGGCAAUUCUGCGCAGUCGGCAACCGCGCCACAUGCAUCCGUCUCAGCAACGGCAAAGUCCUCCUCCUCAACCCCAUCCAACUCUCCACCCAGAUCGAAGACAAACUCACCUCCCUCGGCGGCGUCGACUACAUAGCCAGCGACCUAGGCCACCACCUCUACAUAACCCCCUACCUAACCCGCUGGCCCACUGCCAAAACCAUCGGCGUGCCCGGCCUCGCCUCCAAACGCAAAGACAUAAGCUGGGACUUCAUCUACUCCCCCUCCCCCCAAACUCUCACUCCAGAGGCCGCCUUUAAUUUCAGCGAAGACAUGGAAACAGUCCUCUUCACCGGCUUCAUAACCCACGCAACAGCCUGGCACCACAAACCCACCAAAACUCUCAUCCAAUCCGACCUGCUCAUGAACUUACUCGCCACGGAGCAAUACCACCCCACCUCAUCCCAAGCCGGCCUCUUCUCCCGCCUCUUCGCGGAGCGGGCGCAUCCCUGGUCGAUCUGGUUUCGGAGACUGAUUUACUACAUCGCAAGUGUUGACUACAAGUCGAUGAGACGGGAUGCGAAGCGCGUGGCGGAGUGGGAGAUAGCUCGUGUGGUUCCAUGUCAUGGGGAUGUGUUUGAGGAGAGGUGCGAGGAGGCGUGGAAGUCGGUGUAUCAAUGGUUCCUAGAAGGACCUGCUGAGUCUGGGAUGUUGUGGACGGUGAAGGAGCCGUUUAUGAGGGCGAUGCGGUGGGUGUUUCUGUUGUAG